AUGUCUGUUGUUGAAGCUGUUCUGCAAACGCUUUCUGCGUUGAAGUUUGAAAGUACAUCGGCCGAACAAUCAGAUCCUCGUCCCACCACUUUUGAUAAUGAAACCUUAGAAACAGCCGAGAAGCUGCGUGUUUUUCAGUCAUUACCGACAAUCGCAAAAAAUUUAGGAGUUGAAGAAUGUCAGAAAACACUAGUACCAAUGUUGAGUGACCUUGUACAAAAGGCUAUUGGUGCUGGGGAUGAUGAAGUUCUCAUGGUGAUCGCUCAAAAACUGGCGGACCUAGCAGAUGUGUUGGGUAGAGAAGGCGAGGGUGCGAGCUCCCUUGUUUCUAUCAUUUCGGAUAUUUUGGUCUUUGUCGAAGAGAUUGUUGUGGUCCAAGCUGCUGCUGACGCAUUCUGCACCAUUCUGCCUCAUCUCUCGUCCGAACAAAUUGACAAAAAAGCCCUCCCUCUUAUCCGGAAGCUCCACGAAGAGGAUCUCUUCUGUGCUUCACGUAAAGUCGUGAGCAAAAUGAUGACCACUUGCUACCCCCUUGUUCCUACAAAAGUGCAAUCGGAGCUAAAAUGUCGCCUUAUUCACCUUGCGGACAAUGAGGACGAAGUGCCGCUUGUUCGUUCGGCUGCUAUCUCCCAACUUGUUACGUUGGCGCGUCUCAUUGGGAGCGACUUCAAGGCUGAGCUAUCACCACUCCUGGCGGGUCUAGUUGGAGACAGUCAGCGGAUCGUUCGGGCCGCAUGUGUUGGACCGAUCCUGGAGUUGGGCAAAAUGCUUAACAAUAAUGAGGCUGCAGAAUACGAGACAAUGGUUCAGGCCUCUCUGGACAAACUUAAUGAAGAUGGCUCAAGAGACACUCGACGCGCAUUGGCCAGCAAUAUGGCAGAGUUGCAAAAAAUUGCCAUAUCCAAAGGAGGGAACAGUAGGUCCCUUCACACGAUGAUGAUGAAUUUGCUGGAGGACAAUGAGGUGGAGACGAGACGAAUUGCGGCCAGUCAAUUCAAAGAUUUUUGUCUCACCUCACCGAAGGAUGUGCAGACAGACUUUCUGCUGCCACGACUGCAAGAACACCUCAAUAUGGAGCGAGAAGAACGAGUACGAUCUGAGCUUGUCUGCUGCGCCGUUGGACUUCUACCGUCCGCGCGGGUUGAGGACUGUUUACCCCUAGUUCGGCCUAUUCUCGCCUUCCUCAACCACAACCUGGACCAGCCGAAGCAGUAUGUGUUCGAGUACUUCUCCCAGCUGAUGUCCUUCAUUCCCUCCAGCGAGAUUCAACUCACCAUCCUGCCGAGUCUAGUGAAUUUGUGGCAAGGCAAGAACUGGCGUGUUCGACUCGGUGUGGUGCAAUCCCUUCCCUGCCUCUUUGCCACCCUGCCCGAGAAUUGUCUGCGGGAGACCAUUCUCCCAUCCACCCUGGCCUGGCUUCUCGAUCCCACAUGGGCGGUGCGCGACUGUGCAUGUCGGAGCCUUGCCCGCCUUCUAAGUGUUUGUCCCUCCGCCGCAACUGAUGCCAUCAUGGGUACUGGCGGCCUUGGAAGUGGAGAUAAAGACGUCAGUAUUGGUAGCGCCUCUUCUCCCCCAUCGACGACCACUUCCAGCAUUGUGGGCCCUGCAGGCUCAGCUGGUGCUUCAACUUCGGUUGACGCUUCCGGAGAUGCUGGAAGCAGUGGAGGUGGUGUUGGCGUUGGAGGCGCGAUAUCGAUUGCAACUCUGACAGCCAAUGCGGCAGCUAGAGGUCUACGUGCCCUGGCUAACGAUUCAAACUACCAUUUGCGUCAGAUCUUCAUUCUCGCUGUGCAGGCGCUAUGGGGACCAGGAAUUCCGGAGGAGCCGUCCUACAGUGCGUUAGGUGAUCUCUCUCCAAAUGUGGGUCUCAUUUCUCCCACCCUGCUAUACGAUUUUGCACUUCAUCUACAUCGUCAACAGAGGCAGCCGCAACAGCAGCAGCGGAGGACGCCGGACAAUUGUGCACCCCCUCCGGUUGGUUUACCGGCCUCUGGCCUGCAGACCUGCCUUCAACUGCUGCUGCAACUGCUCACUGCUGAUCCUGUGCCUAAUGUCCGUUUUGCAGCCGCCCGUGCUCUUGUCAUCAUUUCCGCUAACCUUGAUAUCAAAAUGACCCAGAAGCAGGUGAUCCCAGCGCUGAAGAAGGUGUUGGAGGAGGAGAAGGACUUCGACGUCCGGUUUUAUGCACAAGACGCUCUCAAGGGUACCUAA
Messenger RNA from Hydatigera taeniaeformis, 2211 nucleotides. The record is from the annotation of a GenBank genome assembly. Lineage: Eukaryota; Metazoa; Platyhelminthes; Cestoda; Cyclophyllidea; Taeniidae.